Myotis davidii is the source of this 2534-nucleotide messenger RNA. RefSeq names its product TBC1 domain family member 14 (gene TBC1D14). The record is from RefSeq and is a predicted model, not a curated record. Lineage: Eukaryota; Metazoa; Chordata; Mammalia; Chiroptera; Vespertilionidae. The transcript is spliced from 14 exons. Bases 158 to 2236 code for a protein of 692 amino acids.
GUGGCUGGUGCUGGUGCAGCCCUCUGGGCAGCAGGCUCUCCCACGCGGGAGGUGCCACACAGAUCGCGGUGCGCUUGAUCUGAAGAGGAAACUAGGGAGCCGGUGGCAGAGCUGGGGUGAUGGGAGGCUUGGCAGCGAAGUUUCUCCUUGGACCAAGAUGACUGAUGGAAACCUUUCCAGCUCUACAAAUGGCGUGGCCUUGAUGGGCAUCCUGGAUGGUCGGCCAGGAAACCACAUUCAGAGCCUGCAACACUUGAAUCUCAAGGCGCCCAGAUCCCUCUCGCUGCCGGAGUAUGGGCCCAAGCUGAAACACGGGGCUCUAGACCAGCACAGCCUACAGUCUGUGGACUCGGGCAUUCCUACCCUAGAGAUCGGCAACCCAGAGCCCGUCCCCUGCAGCGUGGUCCAUGUGAAGAGGAAACAGUCUGAGUCGGAGAUAGUCCCUGAGCGGGCCUGCCAGAGCGCAUGCCCGCUGCCGUCCUACGCGCCACCAGCUCCCACCAGCGCCGAGCGGGAGCAGAGUGUGCGCAAGUCCUCCACGUUCCCCAGGACGGGCUAUGACUCGGUGAAGCUCUACAGCCCCACCUCCAAAGCCCUGAACCGCAGUGAUGAUGUCUCCGUCUGCAGCGUGUCCAGUCUCGGCACAGAGCUGUCCACCACCCUGUCCGUCAGUAAUGAGGACAUCCUGGACCUCAUGGUCACGAGCAGCUCCAGUGCCAUCGUGACCCUGGAGAAUGACGAUGACCCGCAGUUUACUGAUGUCACCUUGAGCUCCAUCAAGGAAACCCAUGACCUACACCAGCAGGACUGUGUUGAUGAAAUUGCAGAGGGAAGUAAAUUGAAAAAAUUGGGACCAUUUAGUAACUUCUUUACAAGGAACUUGCUUACUAGAAAACAAAAUGCAAGACUUGACAAACAAAAUGACUUGGGAUGGAAGUUAUUUGGAAAAAUACCACUCGGAGAGAAUGCUCAGAAAGAGUCAAAGAAAGUCCAAAAGGAAUAUGAAGACCAGGCUGGACGAGCUAGCAGGCCCCCCUCCCCAAAGCAGAAUGUGAGGAAGAAUCUGGACUUCGAGCCGCUUUCCACCACCGCGCUCAUCCUGGAGGACAGACCAGCAAAUCUCCCGGCGAAGCCAGCUGAAGAAGCUCAGAAGCACAGGCAGCAGUAUGAAGAAAUGGUGGUCCAGGCCAAAAAGCGAGAGCUGAAGGAAGCCCAGCGAAGGAAGAAGCAGCUGGAAGAAAGAUGCCGGCAGGAAGAAAGCAUCGGGAAUGCGGUCCUGACGUGGAACAAUGAGAUUUUGCCGAACUGGGAAACCAUGUGGUGCUCUAGAAAAGUCCGGGACCUGUGGUGGCAGGGGAUCCCUCCCAGUGUGAGAGGCAAAGUCUGGAGCUUAGCCAUUGGCAACGAGUUAAACAUCACCCACGAGCUCUUCCACAUCUGCCUCGCCCGGGCCAAGGAGAGGUGGCGGUGCUUCAGCGCGGGCGGCCCCGACGUGGACAGUGAAGAUGCCGGGUUCUCAGCAGCCGACAGAGAAGCCAGUCUGGAGCUGAUUAAACUGGACAUUUCUAGAACAUUCCCUAACCUCUGCAUUUUCCAGCAGGGCGGCCCGUAUCAUGACAUGUUGCACAGUGUGUUGGGCGCUUAUACUUGUUACCGACCAGAUGUGGGCUAUGUGCAGGGCAUGUCCUUCAUCGCGGCCGUGCUGAUCCUGAACUUAGACACUGCCGAUGCCUUCAUUGCGUUUUCUAAUCUUCUGAAUAAACCCUGUCAGAUGGCGUUUUUCCGAGUGGACCACGGCCUUAUGUUGACUUAUUUUGCCGCAUUUGAGGUAUUCUUUGAAGAAAAUUUGCCGAAAUUAUUUACUCAUUUCAAGAAAAACAGCUUAACUCCAGACAUCUACCUAAUCGAUUGGAUCUUUACCUUGUACAGUAAGUCUCUGCCCCUCGACCUGGCCUGCCGCAUCUGGGACGUGUUCUGCCGAGAUGGGGAGGAGUUCCUGUUCCGCACGGCCCUGGGCAUCCUGAGGCUGUUCGAGGACAUCCUGACCAGGAUGGACUUCAUCCACGUCGCCCAGUUCCUCACCCGGCUGCCCGAGGACCUGCCCGCAGACGAGGUUUUUGCCUCCAUCGCUGCAGUUCAGAUGCAGAGCCGCAACAAGAAGUGGACUCAGGUGCUGACGGCAUUGCAGAGGGACAGCCGGGAGAUGGAGAAAGGAAGCCCGUCGCUCAGACACUGAGGCGGCAGGCGGACUCGCGCUCAGCACCGGAGCAGAGCUGCCAGCGCACCCGUGCUGUUUGGGGCGGACACACUGGCAGCUGAGAACGGGGGCUGUUUUCCUGUUUGGUUCCUGGUACUGCAGUUGGCCUUAAAACUUUUAAAGGAUUAAACCAAGGCUCAGCCUUAAGAAGCUCAGUGGAAUGAUGACCUAGUAUUGACAUGGCAACCACUGCACACUGCAUGGUUUAAAAGUAGGGCGGCGGUUCUCUCCCCUUUUCCAGCAAACAUAAUUAAAUCGCGCUGCUUCUCUGUCACUA